Nicotiana tabacum (common tobacco) is the source of this 1390-nucleotide messenger RNA. Its product is annotated as protein trichome birefringence-like 19. Gene Ontology annotation, cellular component: Golgi apparatus. NCBI's taxonomy places the organism in Eukaryota, Viridiplantae, Streptophyta, Magnoliopsida, Solanales, Solanaceae. Gene Ontology annotation, molecular function: O-acetyltransferase activity. The record is from RefSeq and is a predicted model, not a curated record.
UUAGAUCUACUUUCGCUUUCAAUCUUCCAUUGAAGAAGCUCCAAACAAUGGAGUUCCCUUGUGGGAAAAACUCCCAAAAUGCAUCUCAAAGAACCCCAAAAAUAUUCAUACUUAUAGCUUUACCAUUAAUCAUUCUAGGUAUUAUCUCUCUUUACCACCCUUCUUCUGUCACAUAUAUAUUAAACCAUCAUCCGCUCCAUGAAAAAUGUGAUAUCUUUCGAGGAGAGUGGAUUCCAAAUCCAGAUGGUCCAUAUUACACGAACACGACAUGUGGGGAGAUUCACGAGCACCAAAAUUGCAUGAAAUAUGGUAGGCCUGAUACAGAUUUCUUAAAAUGGAGAUGGAAACCAAAAGGAUGUGAGUUGCCUAUCUUCAACCCACAUCAGUUCUUGGAUAUGAUGAGGAAUAAGUCCUUGGCAUUUGUUGGAGAUUCAGUGGGAAGAAACCAAAUGCAAUCUUUGAUAUGCCUCUUAUCCCGGGUAGAGCAUCCAAUUGAUAUCUCUUCCACUCCAGAUUUCAAUUUCAAGAGGUGGAAAUACAAAACAUACAACUUUACCCUAGCAACAUAUUGGUCACCAUUCUUGGUCAAAAUGGAAGAAGCAGACUCUGAUGGUCCUAGGCAUGAUGGGGUUUUCAACAUUUAUCUUGAUGAACCUGAUAAAAAAUGGACAAGUCAAAUCAAGGAGUUCAACUAUGUCAUCCUUAACUCAGGCCACUGGUUUAGUCGAUUAAGUGUUUAUUAUGAGAAAAAUCAAGUAGUUGGCUGCUGGCGUUGUGGACUACCAAAUAUUACUGAACUCCCAAAUUAUUAUGGGUACGAAAGGGUAUUUAAAACAGCUUUGAAAGCCAUCAAUAACUUAGAAAAUUUCAAGGGUACAAUUUUUGUUCGGACUUUUGCACCUUCUCAUUUUGAAGGUGGAGAAUGGAAUACAGGUGGGAAUUGCUUGAGAAAAAGUCCAUUUACAAGAACUGAAAUAGUUUUGGAAGGUUUAAAUUUGGAGUUUUAUAAGUCACAAGUGGAAGAGUUUUGGGUUGCUGAGAAGGAAGGGAAGAUAAAGGGAAAGAAUUUUAAAUUAUUGGAUAUAACACAAGCUAUGUUAUUGAGACCAGAUGGUCAUCCAAGUAGAUAUGGGCAUUUGCCAAAUGAGAGUGUAGUGUUGUAUAAUGAUUGUGUGCAUUGGUGUUUGCCUGGUCCCAUUGAUUCUUGGAAUGACUUCUUGCUUCACAUGUUGAAGAUAGAACAAUUGAUUCUUUGAGGCAAAGCUCGACACUAGAAAUUUGACCUUCGAGUGAUCAUUUGCAUAUUUGAAUAAUUUACACAUAGUUCAAGUAUUUAGUAUGAAAAAAAGUAAUUAUGAUGUUAUUCUUAAAAUAAUAAAAUUUCAAUGAU